Molecule: messenger RNA, 7985 nt
Organism: Scatophagus argus
Lineage: Eukaryota; Metazoa; Chordata; Actinopteri; Scatophagidae
Gene: als2b
Product: alsin Rho guanine nucleotide exchange factor ALS2 b
Exons: 35
Coding region: 202-5301 (1699 amino acids)
Molecular function (GO): guanyl-nucleotide exchange factor activity
Source: RefSeq, a predicted model, not a curated record
UCUUUGGCAUAAGCGGCUCCUGUGUGUGUCAACAUCAGAAGGACCAGCCGCAUUUAGCUGCCAAACAACUCAACGGAUGCGUGAACUGCUCCCAUGUCUCAGUGAACACAUUUAGGAGCGGCGUGUAGAGCCAGCUGGUCUGCAUCCAGUAGUGACAGCAGCCCUGAGUCUGACAUGCUUCUGGAGAAAUAAACCCCACCGAUGGAAACCCAGAGGAAGAGCUCUGGGGAUGAUGGUGGUGGAGAGCGGGGCCUGCUCCACACCUGGAAGGGCUACUCUUGCAGCGUCACCCCGGAAAGGUUGCUCCUCCCCCGUCCUGUCCUUCAGGUGGCCCUGGGCACACGGCAUGGAGUCCUGCUGGUGGAAGGAGGGCAGGUGUACAGUUUUGGCGAUUUGCUGUGGAAGCAGAGUCAAGUGCCCGAGCCGGAGAAACCCACUCUGGAGAGCGCGCUCAGCGGCCAGCGGGUGGUCGCUGUUGCGGCUGGAAGCUUCCACAGCGGGGCUGUGACAGAGGAUGGUGGGGUCCACAUGUGGGGCGACAACAGCUGGGGUCAGUGCGGCUUGACGGGGCUCAGCACCGUCCCCAACCCGACUCCGGUCGCCGUGGUGGACCCCGACACCAGCCCUCCGCAGACGGUCCCGGUGCAGGAGGUGGCGUGUGGAGAGCAGCACACCCUGGCGCUGUCGGCUCAGCGGGAGGUCUGGGCGUGGGGCAGCGGUUGCCAACUGGGCCUCAACACCACCAUCUUUCCAGUGUGGAAACCACAAAAAGUUGAACAUUUGGCAGGCAGGUAUGUACUCCAGGUGGCCUGUGGGGCGUCACACAGCCUGGCUCUGGUGCGCUGCCUGGGCCCUCAGGAUGUCCACCGCCCCCCUGUGGACAAAUGCAGACAGUGUAACCAGCUGCUGUACACAAUGACAGACAAAGAGGACCAUGUCAUCAUCUCUGACGGUCACUACUGCCCCGUCGGUGUCGAACUCACCGAGGAUGAGGGCAUGCUGGAGGCGCCUGCUCCCACACAAGGGCUCAAAACAUCCCCGUCCGAGCCAGUCCUCCCCUCCCAGGCCUCCACCUCAGUGUACCCAACGCCUGCUCAAGGCGCCGACCCCUCCUCUGACGCCACACAUCAUCAGGACUCGGAGACAAAGGAGUCAGCCUUACUGACAAACGGAGCCCUGCCAGCCUCAGACUCGGACCCAUCAGUUCAGUCCAACGGUGGUGUUUCUGUGGGUGUCAAGAAUUCCCCUUAUCCAGAUGAGCAGGCUGUCAAAGACUACCUGAAGAAGCUUUCUGACAACUCGGUGGCCGAGCAGACAGCGAAGGCCACCGCUGGAGGACUGCACACUCUGCUGCCCUCAGCAGGAGGAGUCUCCUCCUCCACCCCCAGCUCCACGCUCAACAGCCUGGUGGCGUCCUGCGCCUCUGCAGUGGGCGAGCGGGUUGCCUCCACCUACGAGGCCUUGUCCCUCAAGAGGAUGAUGACCUACCUGCCCUCCGGAGCGGCAAGGUCAGGUGGGCCGGCGGGCCUCGCGGGUGUUGUGGCCGAUAGCACUGCAGAGCGCGUCCGUCUGGAGGACUCUGUGCAGGCCAAGAAGAGCUCCAGCACGGGGGACAUCCGCGAGGAGGAGGCCGAGGGGCUGCGUCGCCGUCUCUCGCUGCCUGGACUCCUCUCACAGGUGUCUCCACGGCUGCUGAGGAAAGCCGGCCGUCCCAGGAUGCGUGCCGUCGCCCUCACCCCGCUGGGAGGGGCCGUCCCUGAGGUCCAGGAGGUGUUUCCCACCCUGCAGACGGAGGUGUGGAGUUGGGGCCAAUGCGAGCACGGACAGCUGGGACAUGGAGACACUCUGGCCAGAUUACAGCCGCUGUGCAUCAAGAGUCUGAACAAUAAGGAGGUGGUGCGGGUGGCGGCCGGCGCUCAUCACUCCCUCGCACUGACCGCUCAGUCUCAGGUGUUUUCAUGGGGAAGUAACAGUUGUGGUCAGCUUGGCCACAUGGAGUCACCCAGCACCGUCCCCCGCCCGGCAAAGAUGUCGGAGGGCAUCCGGGUCUGGGACGUGAGUGCCGGAGAGAGGCACACCCUCCUGCUCGCCGACGGAGACUGCAUCCAGCCCAUCAUCUAUUACAGCGGACAGCAGGUGAAAGAGGAGGCGGAAGAGAGCCAGGGAAAGGAGCUGGAGCAGCAGGAGGAAGGAGAGGAAGAGGAGCAGCGGGCAGGAGGAGGCUACACUCAGCAGCCUGUGCUGCUCCCCUUCUGCAUGAAUCUGCGUUACGUGAGCAAUGUGUUUGCGGGCGGCCAGCACUGUGUGGCUCUCUCGGACAGAAACGUGAUGGGCUUCAUCGCCAGCCUCCACGAGCUGGCGUCAGCUGAGCGCAAGUUCUACUGCAAGCUGUGUAACAUCAAGACGCAGAUAAUACGCCCCCUGCUGGAGCUGGAGUCUCUGAGUUCGGCCCUCGGCCAGGUGGCCCUCGGGCUCCUGCAGAGUCUGGCGCGCCGAUUCAGCCGCCUGUGUCACCUGACCGGGCAGCACGGCGCCAGCCUCACCGCCAACCUACGCCGUGACCGCAACAUCAAGGGUCUGCUCGUCCUCGACCACACCAGCGUCUUCCUCGAGUCUUACCAGGAGUACUGCAGCGCUGUGGGCGACUUCCAGGUGAUGGGAGGCUUCCAGACCCUGACCAAACCCUCACUAGAUUUCUUUGGGAAGAGUCCCGAGCUGCUUCAGAGGCUGUCGGAGUGCAGCGAGGAGAACCCCUCCAUGGCCGACCUCCUGGUGGCGCUGUUCUACCUCCCAGCCCGCCACCUUCAGGAGUACAGCCGGCUGCUGCUCAAACUGGCCACCUGCUUCGAAGUGGUGGGUGAAACAAAUGCAAGUCAACAGCUACGGUGCUCCAGUGACUACCAGAGGCUGCAGGACAGCUGCUCCAAGUUCGAGGCGUUGGCCCUCCAGCUGAAGAGAAAAAGGAAGGACGCCGAAUACACGUUUCAUUUCUGGAAGAGCUUCCCCGGCAAAAUGACGGACUCGCUGAGGAAGCCUCACCGCCGGCUCAUCUGCGAGAGCAGCAACAAAGCUCUGACCCUGCAGAACGCCGGGAGGUUCUCCGUCAACUGGUUCAUCCUUUUCACCGACGCUUUGGUCCAUGCACAGGGCGUGGCGCCUUAUAAAAGUCUCUUCUCCACCCAUCAUGUAUUCCCUUUGGCCACGCUUUGGGUGGAACCGAUCCCAGAGGAGAACACUGGACUACAUGGUCUGAAGGUGAUCACACCAGAGGAGACGUUCACCCUGCUGGCCUCCUCUCCUUUGGAGAAGGCCAAGUGGCUUCGCUCCAUCAACCAGGCAGUGGACCAGGCCCUGAGUGGGGCGGGGCAGGACUCAGCAUCAGUCAGCUCGGGUCAAAAGCUGGAGCCUCCCAUCUCCAGGACGGCCUCCUACACUUUUUAUAAGGACGGGCGGCUGAAAGAGGCAACGUACGAAGGACGCUGGCUUGCCGGGAAGCCCAAUGGCAGGGGAUUGUUAAAAUGGCCUGAUGGGAGAAUAUACACAGGAACGUUCAAGAACGGACUGGAAGAUGGCUUUGGAGAUUUUGUUGCUCCCAACAAGAUGCUGAACAAGAACGAUCACUACCAAGGUCACUGGAAAGAUGGCAAGAUGCACGGCCUGGGGACAUACAGGUAUGCCAGCGGUGAAGUUUACGACGGCUCCUUCCAGGAUGGCAUGCGGCACGGCCACGGCAUGCUGCGCAGCGGCAAGCUCAACACCUCCUCCCCGAGCGUUUUCAUUGGCCAGUGGCUGCAGGACAAGAAGACCGGCUAUGGCGUCUUCGAUGAUAUCACAAAAGGGGAGAAGUACAUGGGCAUGUGGCAGGACCACCUGCGGCAGGGCAUCGGCGUCGUUGUCACCCAGUUUGGCCUGUACUACGAAGGAGCCUUUAAAGAUAAUAAGAUGAUGGGCAGUGGGGUCCUCGUGUCAGAGGACGACACCACGUACGAGGGCGAAUUCUCUGACGACUGGACGCUGAACGGAAAGGGCGUGCUCACCAUGGCUAACGGUGACUACCUGGAGGGCAGCUUCAGUGGCGAGUGGGGCUCUGGCCUCAAAGUGGCCGGAUCCUACUUCAAACCACACCUGUUUGACACAGACAAGGACAAAACCCGACCCGUGAAGCUGGGGCGUCUGUGUGUGUGUGCCGAGGAUAAGUGGCAGGCGGUGUUUGAUGAGUGUUGGAGCCAGCUGGGCUGCGAGGCGCCGGGCCAAGGAGAGGACUGGAAAGCCUGGGAGAACAUCGCAGUGGCCCUGACCACCAGCCGACGGCACAUCCAGGACAGUCCGGAGAUGUUGUCCCGAAGUCACAGCCGAACCCUGGAGAGUCUGGAGGUCAUCCCACAGCACGUUGGACCAAUCACUAUGGAGAGAUUUGACACCAUCCGCCUCUACCUCAUCAAGGCGUGUGACACCCCUCUCCACCCACUGGGCCGGCUGGUGGAAGCCCUGGUGGGGGUCUAUCGCAUGACCUACGUGGGCGUUGGAGCGAAUCGUCGGCUGCUGCCUCAGGCUGUCAAAGAGAUCAAGUCUUACCUCAACCGCAUCUUUCAGAUUGUCAGGUUUCUUUUCCCAGACCUGCCAGAAGAGGGCGGUCUAAUUCCAGAGCCGACCAUCAACCUCCAAGACGAAAAGGAUGAAGGCUCCGCUGAUGUCCCACCAGAGUCACCAAAACCCGGCCGUGUGGUGAGCAGCUCGGCUCUGCUGCUCCCCGUCCUCCUGCCUCGCCUCUACCCGCCGCUCUUCACCCUCUAUGCUCUGGACAAGGAGAGGGAAGACGACGUCUACUGGGAGUGUGUCCUCCGCCUGAACAAGCAGCCCGAUCUGGCCCUGCUCGCCUUCCUGGGCGUUCAGCAAAAAUUUUGGCCUGUUUCCAGUCCCAUCUCCAUGCCUGCAGUGGGGGAGAAGCAGCAGGUCCUCUCCAGCACGAAGGACGCCUGCUUCGCCUCUGCAGUGGAAACACUACAGCAGAUCAGCACCACGUUCACCCCGUCAGACAAGCUGCAGGUGAUCCAGCUCACCUUUGAGGAGAUCACCCAGGAGGUUCAGUCGCUGCUCAAGCAGGACUUCCUGUGGUCGAUGGACGACCUCUUUCCUGUCUUCCUCUACGUGGUGCUGCGUGCACGAAUCAGGAACUUGGGGUCAGAGGUCAACCUGAUUGAAGACCUGAUGGACCCCUGUGUUCAGCAUGGAGAGCACGGCAUCAUGUUCACCACGCUCAAGGCUUGUUAUUACCAGAUCCAGCACGAGAAGAUCACUUAAAAGACGAGCGCAGGCGUUACUUCCUCAGUUAUUCUGCACGCUGCCGCCCCACCUGCUGUCACAGCCAAUCACGGGGCAGGGAUCAACAAGACUUGAAGGUGACGGGUGCAGUGGCCAAUGGGAAGCAGAGGAUCAUAUGAACAGGUUGCUGUCAGCUCCAUCUGCUGCUCUCAUGGAGAGGGGAUCACCUCCCCCUCCCUGACACACACACGCACACACACACACACACACACGGCCCUUUUAGUGACCUCUACUGGCCUCGUGUCCACGGAUCAUGAAGGUGCACAUGUGCAUGUUGUUAUACUGCCAGAGAUGAGCCACUUCAUACCAUCCAGUGUGAGACAACAGUAAGACUGACUGUGCGAAAUCCUGAUGUUGCUGUGGAGGAAACUCAGACUUCAUCCUCGUGUUUAUUUUAGUGCCAAUGGGAGUGAUUUGUUCUCUGGCUUCUCGUCUGGGACAGCAUACUGUGAGACCGCAGCAGAAUCAGUUUUUCAGCAUGAAAAACAUUUUUUUUUUUUUCUUGACAAAGCGACAUGAGCCGUCACACAGCCUGAACUUUCCUUUUUAGACUUUCUUUUUUCACCUGACAUGAAGAAACGGACAUAACAGGGCAGUAAUCCCCUGUCAGCAGGUCACUUUUGAAACUGACAACUUUAUAUUUGGUGUUUACAGCUGUUUUUUUUUUUAAUCCAAAUCACAUUUUGUUAAGCAACACGUGGGUGAGGUUUAUGCUUUGUCAGAAGUGUUUUCAAAUGGUUUUAUGAGAGAAGAGACUUAAAAGACAAAGACUAUGUGGUUGGUUUGCUAAAGUAUGACUGACUGACUUUGCCACCGUCGAUAAGGAGCAGCACGCAGCUGGAGCCGAGUGCACAGCUGUGUUUCAUAUGGUUUUAAUACAAAGCAAAUCAUUUAUAGCAUGUUUUGGGUACAUAUAAACUGACUUUGCUACAACUCUGAAUGAUACUAACGGGGUGUUUUCACACAGUUCUGGUCCCUCUACACACUGACUUUUUCCAAACCAACUCAUAGGAAUAAACACGAACGUAACAGACUGACAGGUAGCUCGUUGAUUGGACAGUUUUGUCGGUUGUCGUCCUGCAUCAUCAGGACCCGCGUGGGGAAAUCAAACUCCUGACUGACAGACUUUUAUGCAGCACUUAAAUGCUUCUGCCCCCAGUUUGAAUACUGUUUAAACAUUGUUAGCGGUUGAGUUAGCCAACUCCGUCUGCAGCAGUACUGCUGCUGGUUGAGUACGCAACAAACCCUGACAGUUUCCAUUGAGUCCACUCAUCACCACAGCCUGCAGUUUUGUAGGAACGCCAAGCUAAAGCACCGCGAAAAGAAAUGUGAGGGCUGUUGUGUUUCAUUGUCAGUUUACGGUUACGCAGGUCAGCAAAAUGUGAAAAAGUACGAGGUUAACGGGUAUCGAAACGUAUUCUUCUUCAGUCUAAACAUUUUCACUGUUCAGUCUCCGAUGUUACUUAAUUUUUAAAAUAUCAGCUAAACUGAAAAAUCAGGUGUUGUUUUUUUUCUUCAAGGUCUGGAUAUGCAUGAACUGUGCUGUGGAUGACAGUGUUCAUUGCCGACAGGGGGAGAAGUCAGCACAAAUGCUUAAUUUUCACAUUUUCCUGCUGCAGGUGGUGCUUCAGCAGGCAGUCGACUUAAUGCAAACGCUGUUUUUAUAGAUGUGAUGUUCUCUGCGCCAUCUGUUAAUGCUAACUGUUCUUUUUUUAAACCAUUCACAGCACAAACUGUCAGACAUUGUUGCUUAUUUGAGAUUUGCGUCACACGGUUUAUAAAAGGGCUUAAGAGGGGAUUCAGAGGAUGACUGAGCUUUUUCUUUUUUUUUUUAAAGUAUCGGAUGGUUGAACAAUACAAAACCAGUGGCCUCUUUUUUUUUCCUUUUCAGAGCAGUAAAUUUUGGUGAAGCUUUUCCUUCGGGACUUUCUAGCAGCAGAAAAUGUCCAAUUAUAUCAAAAAUUUCAAGCUGUCUCUCAUGUUUUCGUGACUUUGAAAUGAUUGCUCUUCCGUCCAGGUUACGAACUCUUGCUUCUGCCGAGACCGUUUGUGCCUGACACCUAAAGAAGUGAAGCAAUAUUGUCUGGCGUUCUUUCCCAGAACGCUGCAGACGCACAUGAGGCAGAGAGAGAAAAACAUUCCCAAGCCGUAAUUUUAUUUUGUCGACCAGAAACUGCUCUUUAAAACAAAUCAUUAUUUAACUGACAAGACAAAACUUCCUGUUUUUGCCCUCCUCGCUUUGUUGAGUCAAUUCUGACUCCUAAAACAAGCUCCUCUUCACACAACCUUAAAGUGGUUGCUGCACUGCAGUAUUUUCGUUUGAAGACGCAAGUGACUGCAAACCAAACUGCUGAUUGUAAUGGUUAUGCAUGAAGUGCGAUUUUGAAUCCAAACUGAAUGGUUAUAAGUAUAAACUGAAAUCAAUGUUCAUAAGCUCAUAUUUAGUUAAGUGACCUCAAAACAUGUUAACUAUGAAAACGCCCACAGAAGUCGUGGUGUUGCUUUGUUUGUAAAAUUGACUGUUUUGUCAGUGGAGUCUGGUGUUGACAUUUUGUGUUUCAGCUGGCUGACUCCCACCUGUGUGUCUUUUACAUGAUGUCAAAUGUAUUGUACCUUUAAACAAUAACAAAAGGGCAAUAAACUCAUGUGAUGGACAUUGCUAA